Messenger RNA from Pseudoliparis swirei, 3005 nucleotides. RefSeq names its product zinc finger protein 16. NCBI's taxonomy places the organism in Eukaryota, Metazoa, Chordata, Actinopteri, Perciformes, Liparidae. The record is from RefSeq and is a predicted model, not a curated record. Bases 674 to 2179 code for a protein of 501 amino acids. The transcript is spliced from 2 exons.
UUCCCUUCCAGUGUGAUAUUUAUAGGCAUUUUCCUCAUUGUAAUGUGUUAAAACAUGACAUACAAGAUGGCGUUGCCACUAUAGAUCCAUAUUUUUUUAGAAACGCACGGUCACAUUUUCCGUGCUUGGACCGACCGUCUGGAUUCGUCACAUGAUUUCACCUCUUUUCUAAACUGCAAGCGGACGGUUUUGGUCCAGUAUUUGUGGAGAGAGACGACGCAGAAGUUUUUCCUGACCGGCUCCAUAUGUCUGAAGACUCAAGCGAUGGCGAAUGGUAAUCCACAAAAAGGCAGGGAGAAGAUGCACAUCCAGAAGCAUUGAAAUGUUGGGAAUGUGGCAAAAAAUUCAGCAAAAAGCCAUAAUAUCACAGCCACCUGCCACUUAUGCAAGGUUACUUUCCGACGCCUGACGUCCCUUUCCAUGUACCUGGAUAAUGCACACUUGCCACCCCUCUGCAGAAAGUGCAAUCAGUAUUUCAGUAACUCGUGGGAGUCGAACAAGCAUGCGGAGACACACUGCAUCGGCCCGCGACUUCAAAAAGCUCCUCCUCUGAUUUCUGCACCCACAUUGUCCGAACUGUGGCAACUUUCCUCUUGACGGGACUGCACAGCAAAAGACAAAGGCAGUGCAUCGCAACUCAUUGUCUGAGUUGAGUUUGCAACAAAGAAUUAAGAUGACGCCUGAGAAAGCUGCGACAUCUGGAAACAGUGUGGAGUCUAUCGUGAGUGAAGAUGAUACAGAUAUUGACAGGGACAUGGAAAGCGAAUGUGAGAAAUCCGAUGACUCCUCCAGCACUGACUCUGAUGACGAAGAUAAGACACGCGCUAAAUCUCCAAGCUUGUGUCCAGAUGAUCCAGAAUCAGACAGUGGCUCAAGUUCCUCUGAUUCUUCCAGUGACUCCUCUUAUUGUCCAUAUUCAAAAAAGAAGAAGCCUGCAGCCGUUGCUCGUGUUGGUAGUUCAAUGUGUCAUGCAUGUGGAAGAGGACCAUUUCGGUCAAUGAAGCUCCAUUUGCUGCACUGUAGUGAUUUGAAGGUAAAAUUUCAGUGUUCAGUGUGCAAGAAGCUCUUUCUAACUGAGAGUUCUCGUCAGGAACACUACAUGCCUUUGUAUUCCUGUACAAUCUGUAGCCAAGUUUUCCCAAAUGAGAACUCGUACCAUUGCCAUCAGUGUCCCAAGGGAACCAAAUCACCUCUGGCCCUUUUUUGUUCAGAGUCGAUGCCGCCAGCGUGUAACAUAUGCAAAUCCUUUUUCACUUCGGAGAAAACUUUGUUCAACCAUGUUCACAUGGUUCACACAUCAGUGGUCAGCACCAAGGUGUGCAUUAUUACCAAUCCAUCCGCGUUGACGGACACAAAUGUUUCACCAGGGGUCCUUGGCACAGCAGCCCAGUCAGCCAACAGUCGUCCAAUUGAGGUCAACCAGGUGAAUGGAAAGCUCUGUGUUGGACAGACCUAUGCAGGGUCUCUGUCCAGCCCUUCCCUGGUGUCCACCUCCUCCCACGCAGACAGACCGUGUGCCACUAUAUGCACGGCGUCCUCAGCUGCAGCGGUUACGUCGGUGAGGGGCGGCGCCCAAGGUCCAAAGAACCAGUCCUUAAUCCGUCAUCCCGCACCUUUAAUUGUCCUUGCUGAUGCCACCGACACAAGUCACGCCCCUGCGGGAUCUGACGGCGUCACUCCACCAAUGCCCUCGAUCAUGGCCUUGUUUGAGAACGACAGCCACGACGUGGCCAUGAUGAAGCGUAUGAACGCAGGCUGGCGGUCCAAGACCCCUCACCCCUGCAGGCAGUGUGGUGCCAUCUUACGGCAGCCCUCCUUCAUCAUCAGCCACCGCUACCUCCACCGAGGCCACCGCUCACACAAGUGCCAGUGUGGUCGAGCGUUCAAGCACCAGCUGCACCUGCUGCGACAUUGCGUUCGGCACGCGGAGACCGUAAGCUACAUCUGUGUCAGCUGCGGGGAAACUUUCACAGGAGCCAAGCUCUUUGCUGAGCACAUGAGGGGCAAGUCACGGAAGAAAUCCUUUUCUGGACGUUCAUGGAAACAUAAAGUUAAGAAAAAGUGCCGGAUGCCCUUUACGUGCGACUGUGGACAACUCUUUUUGAGGCCUUCGGCUUACAUAUGGCACCAACUUAAAAACAGGACCAAAACUAAACAAUUGAAGAAGCCCUUGAAAUGACAAAGCCGACAAACCCCUGGUUUCUACUUGGCUUUUAAGUACUUUUCUCCAGCUAUGUGCACAACACUUUAAAACAAAGUGUUAAAUCAAGAAAAUUGUCGCGACAGUAUUUUCUUGUUUAAUUAUAAAUGACAAUAUUUCACACAAAAUCACAUUCAAACAUUCAAAUGCAUUAAUUCUUCAUGGAUUUUAAUUAUAUGAAUGUCCUGGAUGUAUGUUAACAUGUUUUUACCUCGUGCAAAUGAUACAUGAUACAGAUAAACAAGUUCCUGUUCUUUUCUUUUGACAAUACACAAGUGUACAAAUGAAUCCACAUGGAACAAUCUCCAGUAUUGGAUUAAAUUAAGACAUCAAGACUCCAGUUUAUCCUCCAGCGAAAGAGUUAAUCCAGUUUUGCCAUUGUUCUUCUCACAAAGUGCAUUCUUAACAGUGAGGUUUGUGUAAGAUUCCUCUUGCUUUUCAUAUUUGUUUUUACUCCAGCGGAAUCAAAUGUUAUAAGUAUGUGAGACAUUAUAGGGGUCUUAGUAUUUAGGUUAAAAUAGCAUGUCUGUUUUUGCAAGUUGUUAUAUAAUCUCCAUGAUUUCAAUGUCAGCUUUCCACAAUAUUAUGUAUUUUUGUGUGUUCAUGUCCACUAGAUGGAGCAGUUGUGUUGUGCUCAGAAAACUCACACCCAAGUGGCAUUGUUCUCAGAGCAGGUGUAAAGAUAAUUGGUGCAGAUAAUUACAACCAUAUACAUAAACAUCAAUAUAUGGGUUUUAGUUGUUAUCGCUUAUAAAAACCAAGGAUUUACAGUUUGAAAUAAAGUUUUCUUCCCACGAUACUUGAA